Dacryopinax primogenitus is the source of this 1346-nucleotide messenger RNA. RefSeq names its product Metallo-hydrolase/oxidoreductase. The transcript has 4 exons. Gene Ontology annotation, cellular component: cytoplasm; membrane-bounded organelle. Gene Ontology annotation, molecular function: zinc ion binding; N-acylphosphatidylethanolamine-specific phospholipase D activity. NCBI's taxonomy places the organism in Eukaryota, Fungi, Basidiomycota, Dacrymycetes, Dacrymycetales, Dacrymycetaceae. The record is from RefSeq and is a predicted model, not a curated record. Gene Ontology annotation, biological process: N-acylethanolamine metabolic process; N-acylphosphatidylethanolamine metabolic process. The coding region runs from base 57 to 1271 and encodes 404 amino acids.
CGCUGGCAACCGUCCCUUCCUCUUUCUCUCUGUACUUUCACUGUAGUCUGUUCAUCAUGGUCAUCCCCCUCUCAUCCCUCAUCGUCACCGUCCCCCUCUCCUCCCCCUCCCCCAGCCCUGCAAGUCAACCAGCCCACCACCUCCCCACAGGAGGGUUCCACAACCCAUGGCCAUCCUUCCGCCCCCAAGCACAAGGUCUCCGUUUCCUAGCCAUCGUAGGGCUCAUACGCGAGAUGUGGAAGAACAAAGUGCCUCCUAACAUCUCUGUGUUGUUGCCCGUUGUGAAGCCUAAUUGGGGAGAGGGACAGGCGGAGAAGACGAAGGCUACUUGGCUUGGACACGCGUGCUUCUUGGUCGAGCUGCCUACCCCGAAAGGCGCUGCAAGAGGAGCGAGGAUCCUCUUCGACCCGGUGUUCUCGCAUCGCUGUUCGCCGGUACAGUGGAUCGGUCCUGCGAGGUAUACGCCUCCCCCGUGUAAGAUAGAAGACAUCCCCCAAGUGGACGCUGUGGUCAUCUCCCACAACCACUACGACCACAUGGACACUCACACCCUCCAGACCCUGCGUCAACAGAAAGGCGGGCCACCGCAUAUAUUCGCUCCCCUGGCAAACGACGCGUAUUUUCAGAGUCUUGCGGUUCCGGGAGAGGACUGGACCUGCAUGGACUGGUGGGAGCAGCGCGAGUGUACCGUGCUCCUCCCCUCCCAGGCUGAAGAAGGAGAGGGUGCGGGAGGAGUGGUCAAAGGCGUAGAAGAGAGGUUCAGGCUGACCUGCACGCCCUGUCAGCAUUUCACGGGCCGCUCUCUCUCUGAUAGGUUCAAGACGCUCUGGGCCUCUUGGGCACUGGAGUCCAUCCCCUCCUCACAAGAUGCCGCCCACGCCGCCCCCGCCCCGGUCAAGAUCUGGUUCGCUGGAGAUACGGGGUACCGGGCCGUCCCCGACGGGAUGGACGAGACGAAGAUGCCUGUGUGCCCCGUGUUCAAAGACAUCGGCGCCCGGUUUGGGGGUUUCGACCUUGCGCUUAUCCCCAUAGGCGCAUACUUGCCAAGGCAGAUGAUGUCCCCCGUACACUGUGCGCCGCAGGACAGCGCCCUCCUCUUCCGGGACGUGCAGGCCCGGAGGGGGGUGGGCAUGCAUUGGGGCACGUGGAUGCUCACUACGGAGAAGGUGAUGGACCCCCCGCAGAGGCUGAAGGAGGAGUGUGAAAAGGUGGGAAUCGGGAGCGGGAGGUUUACGGCUUGUGAGAGUAUUGGCGAGACGGUGUUGGUUUGAUUGACCACUUACUAUGUGUCUGCCUCCUGUGAGUGUGUUCCGGAAUGUUGAUGUUCGCGGGUAGGUUACUAUACG